AUGGGGUUACUAACGAAUCCUCUGCGACCACGCGAGCCAAAGCUCCCACUUUACCAAAAAGUUAACUCCCCAAACAAAGAACGAUUUUCAGACGACGACUACUCCUCCGAUGAGGACAGCGACUAUGAAGAUGAGCCAUACUCACCCGAGAGCUCUUCAGCGGGCUCUUCAAGACAUACAUCAGGAUCUGCAAACAGCGGACUCUUGAUGCUCCCCAGUCACCAGAAGAAGCCCCUCCCCCUCAGAAGGAGAAUUGCCAAAGUGUAUCCCUACCGAAUACCAAACAAGGUCACCCGCUACCUGUUCUGCACAGUGAUCACCUUGAUCAUUGUUAUGGUUCUGAGUCUGGUGCGCGCCAGCCAGGUCGAAAACUGGAAGGUUGCCAACGGCAAGGUUGGCAACAGACCACCACCACCACCACCUGCCUGGGAAAAGUUCCCUUUCCUGGAGAGAUACUAUGGCGGACUCAAGACCUUGGUUAACUUCGAUGAGCUUAAGCCUGAGUGGCCUCAUGUCAAGAACGAACCUGAGAUGUUAGGUGAAGGCAACGACUGGAACAAGCAAAACGAGAUCAAGAGCGGCAAGGACAGCGACAAGGAUAAGGACAGCGACGAGACCGACAAGGCCGCUACCGAAGAGAUUGAAGCCGAGGCUCAAGGUACCAAAGCUCCUAGGAAAGAAACCAGAGAUGAAUCCAAGUCCAAGGACGACUCUAGGGAUACAAAGGAGGAUAAGCCGAAAGACGAUUCUCAAGCCACUAAGAGCAAGCAUCCCAAGAGCAACGACUGGAGUGGCUACACCAACAAGACCAAGGAGACAGACAUGGAGGAAUGUUUCCUGGAUGCUGACGGCACAGUCCGAGUCCCUGAGCUGCGAUACUACAAUGGCCGUCCGCAAGGUUUCCCUGAGCACGCCAUCGGAUCUUAUGAGGCUUUGGACCUACCCGAGGAUAUUUGUUUCGACCGUUACGGCCGCUAUGGUCCUUACGGAUUCGGCUACUCUACACGCAAUGGUGGCCUCAGCGUUGGCGAACAUGGCCAGAAGGAGGGCUCAGAUUCUGUCUGGGAGAACAUACCCCGUGUUGAUUAUCGACAGAUUGACUGGGCUGAUGUUCAGCGACGCUGCUUCAAAACCAAUCAGGCUCGCUUCAAAGGGUUGCCCGAGAAGAUUCAGAUUUCUCAUGGAUUCUUCGCUCAUGAGCCCAAGCCAAAGGCUCUGCCUAGCUCUACCCUCAAACGCCGAAGCGUCGAAGAAGAGAAGCCCAAGACUGUAAAGGAGACUGCUACCUCCAAGGUCGAAACCGCCAAGACUGAGGCAGCACAACCCAAGCCGACUGGCUCUGAGGAGGCCAAAUCCAACGUCUCCAAGGUCGACGAACUAAAGACAGCCGAGUCCAAGGUAAACACUUCAAAGGCUGCGGCGACCAAGGUUGCUGAGGUCUCCAAGUCUGAAACGCCAAAGCCUAAAGAAACCAGUACCAAGGAGUCUCAACCUGAGAAGCCCCAUUCCGAUGACGAUGGUGAGUCUGAGAACGAUGUGCCGGAAGUCCCCAAGACCGAGUCGCCUAAGGCAUCUGGAGCCGGAUUGUCACGAACAGCUGUCGUUGUGCGCUGCUGGGACGAGUACAACUGGCGCGAGGAUGAUAUUGCCCACCUUCGAUCUCUCAUCACUGAGCUUGCCAUCACCUCUGGCGGUCGUUAUGAUAUCCAUCUGCUGGUCCAGGUCAAGAAUGAAGCCGCCCAUCCUGUUUGGGCAGACGAAAGAAUCUACCAAGAACGUAUCGAAGAGUCCAUUCCUGAAGAGUUCCGAGGCCUUGUGACCCUGUGGUCAGAGACUCAGAUGCUUGCUCUCUACCAGGGCAUCUACGACCACUUCUCUCGUGGCCCCGAUCUACCUGUUCACGGUGUUUACCGCGGUCUUUCUAUGGCAAUGCAGUACUUCGCCCACAAGCACCCCGAGUACGACUACUUCUGGCAGUGGGAGAUGGAUGUGCGCUACACCGGUCACUACUACGAUCUUUUCAGCAAGCUCGAGAACUGGUCUAAGGCUCAGCCCCGCAAGGGUCUUUGGGAGCGCAACUCCCGCUUCUAUUUUCCCAGCAUCCACGGCACCUGGGAGGAUUUCUCGCAGAUGUCUCGUGUUCAGAGUCAGAUGGGUAUUGUUGGUGCCGACAAUGUGUGGAAGGGCGUUCCUGGUUUUGACGGCAAGACUCCUGACCAAGACACCAAGGGCCAUCGUACUGUUUGGGGACCUCUUCGCCCCAAGGAUGAUGACGACUGGUUUGAGCCUGGCAAUGAUCCCGUUGCUCCCACCUCGUACGAGAAGGACCACUACCAGUGGGGUGUUGGCGAGGAAGCUGAUUACAUUGCUCUCAACCCCAUGUUUAACCCUGAGGGUACAACCUGGGGACUAAAGGAUGACAUCACAGGCUUCAACCGAUCAGAGGGCCUUCCUCCUCGCCGCGCCAACAUCAUCACCACUGCGCGCAUGUCUCGCCGACUUUUGACAACCAUGCACAAGAUGACUGCCUUCAAGAAACAAUUCGCUUUCCCUGAGAUGUGGCCUGCUACCGUUGCUCUGCAGCACGGCUACAAGGCUGUUUCAGUCCCCCACCCCGUCUAUGUUGACCGAACCUGGCCUCCGGCCUAUAUGGCUCAAAUAUUCAACAACGGUCGUGAUGGUACAAGCGGUGGCUCUCGCACCAGUAUCUUUGGCGACCGCGAGCACAAUAUGCAUGGCCUCUCAUGGUUUUACAACUCAGGCUUUGCGCCAAACAUGUACCGCCGCUGGUUGGGCCUUCGAGUGAACAACGACGGUGGUGAGGAGUUUGAGGGUAUUGAGGAUAAGAGCAAGAAUGGCAAGGGAGUCGGCAAUAUGCGUGGUGGUGAGGGCAGAAUGUGUCUGCCUCCUAUGUUGUUACACCCCGUCAAGGAUGUGGAGUUGCCUGUUGAAGCCCCCGAAGCUGAAGCUGAAGAGGGCAAAGCUCCUCAGUCUGAUCCUGGAGCCUAA
Messenger RNA from Fusarium venenatum, 3009 nucleotides. RefSeq lists its product as uncharacterized. The record is from RefSeq and is a predicted model, not a curated record. Lineage: Eukaryota; Fungi; Ascomycota; Sordariomycetes; Hypocreales; Nectriaceae.